Molecule: messenger RNA, 1161 nt
Organism: Elephantulus edwardii (Cape elephant shrew)
Lineage: Eukaryota; Metazoa; Chordata; Mammalia; Macroscelidea; Macroscelididae
Gene: MCIDAS
Product: multiciliate differentiation and DNA synthesis associated cell cycle protein
Exons: 7
Coding region: 1-1161 (386 amino acids)
Biological process (GO): negative regulation of cell cycle; negative regulation of DNA replication
Cellular component (GO): nucleus
Source: RefSeq, a predicted model, not a curated record
AUGCAGGCGUGUGGAGGUGGCGCGGCGGGACGCCGGGCCUUCGACAGCAUAUGCCCCAACAGGAUGAGAGAGCUAGCCAGCCGGCCCGUGGGCAAACCUGGGAAGCUGGAGAGGAAGCUCGCUCCUCCACGCACGUUCUUCUCCGGCUGCAGCGUCGCCAGCCGGGUGUCAGUGUACGAGGAUCCGGAAGAUGCGGUACCCCCUGCGCUCCCAGCCCUCACCACCAUAGACCUGCAGGACCUCGCCGACUGCUCCUCUCUGCUCGGACCCGACGUGCCGCCUAGUGGUAACCCCGCUGCCUCGCAGAGACAAACUCUACAAGAGGAGCCAGAUUUCGUUCAGCUGCGGAAUUUCAGAGACACAGUAGAUUUCAUUGCAGGCAAGUCCGAUUCGUCUUCUUUGAUGUCAUCUCCCUUGGCCGGCGGAGACUUCCCUUUCUCACCCUGUGAUGUGUCUCCAUUUGGAGUCUGCUUCUCCCCGCCCCUAGACCCAAUGGACCUGCAGUCAUCACCGCUGUGUCCUCCAGACAUCUCCCCACCAGAGCAGUACUGGAAAGAGGUGGCUGACCAGAAUCAGAGGGCGCUGGGGAACGCGCUUGUGGAGAAUAAUCAACUGCACGUGACUUUGACCCAGAAGCAGGAGGAGAUCGCCUCACUCAAAGAGCGGAACGUGCAGCUGAAGGAACUAGCCAGCCGGACCCGGCACCUGGCCUCGGUACUGGAUAAACUGAUGAUCACACAGUCCCGGGACUGCCAGGUGGCCACGGAGCCUUUCCUGCUCAGGGCGACAGCCAAAAGGAGCCUGGAGGAGCUGUUCAGCGCCACGGGCCAGGACUGCGCCGAAGUGGACGCGGUCCUGCGAGAGCUUUCCCAGCGUUGUGAUGAAGCCCUGAAGAACCACGACCCUAAACGGCCGCGGCUACAGCCGGAGCCCGCGAGCACGGCUGGCCGGCCUGGGAACCUGCACGGCGCCUUCCGAGGGCUGCGGACCGACUGCAGCCAGAGCGCGCUGAACCUGAGCCAAAGCGAGCUGGAAGAUGGCUCAUUCAGCACGCCCAUCCGCAGCCACGGCACCAUCCGCACCCUCGCCUUCCCCCAGGGCAACGCCUUCACCAUCCGGACAGCCAAUGGGGGUUACAAGUUCCGCUGGGUCCCCAGCUGA